UGUAUAAGAAGUCAAUCGAAGCAAAAGUCUCAGAUUGAGAAGAGAGAGAUGGGGCUGCUGUGUUGUUUCGAUGGAGGCAACAAUGCACAGAGAAAAGAAGAAGACAGAAUAGCCUCCGCGGAAGCUCUUGCCAAAGCUGCCGAAGCGGCCCAGAGAAGGCAAGAAGAAUUCGAAAAGUCUGCAGCAGGAAGAGCUGCACGUGCACAGCAACAGGCGGUUGCAAAGCAAGCUGCCAGCGCUAACAAAGGCGAACCAGUAUUAAAGUGGUCGAUGGGUUGAGGCAGAGCGUUCGUCUCUCCAACAACUUCCAAUUUGUUUAUACAGAUACAACCAUGUUUGGACUGCCAAUUCCUCUUCUGCCUAUUACAAAUACUCCAGAUCUCCAAAGCAAACUUUGUUUAUCAAUCAACAUUCACUCUGUCAUUUAUUGUGUAUAUGGAAUGUCAGGAGAACAAUAACAAUUGCAAAAUUCUUGCUUUGGUGCAUCUUCUAAUAAUGAAAUCUGGCCAUUCAUUU
This is a messenger RNA of Prunus avium (sweet cherry), 516 nucleotides long. RefSeq lists its product as uncharacterized. The record is from RefSeq and is a predicted model, not a curated record. Lineage: Eukaryota; Viridiplantae; Streptophyta; Magnoliopsida; Rosales; Rosaceae.